AUGUCAGACGUUGAGAUCAAUUUCAAAGUGCUGCAGAAACGGCUCACGGAUCUACACUCUACUUAUCGCAACUUCGAUGGGUCUCCAUCGUCCUUGUUGUUUGUGGUAGGGUCUAGUGAUGAAGAAGAUCCAUACAAGAAAAGCACUAUUCUGCAUAACUGGCUUUUAGGAUACGAAUUUCCAGCAACCUUGAUUGCUCUAUUGCCAGAAAAGGUUGUCGUAAUCACAGGUGCUGGAAAAGCCAAGCAUUUGACGUCAGCGGUGGAUCUUUUCAAAGAAUCGUCCGGUUUCACUCUUGAGCUAUGGCAAAGGAAAGCCAAAGACGACGCGCACAAUGACAAGCUUUUCUCUGAUAUAAUUGAACUUCUCAAAAACGCUGGUAAAAUUGUUGGAACCCCUCUAAAUGACCAAUAUCAAGGCAAAUUUAUUGCGCAAUGGACUCCGCAUUGGGAAGAGGCCUUAAAAAAAGGUGAACUUGAGCCCUUAGAGGCUGCACCUGGUUUGUCUCGAGUCUGGGAGAAGAAGGAUGAGCAAGAAAUUGGCCUCAUCAAGGUGUCUUCUAAGGGUAGCGAUCAGUUCAUGAAUUUCUUGUCGGAUGAGAUGGUUUCUGCGGUCGAUGAGGAGCUUAAUAUCACAAAUGCAAAGCUUUCCGACAAAAUUGAAACUAAAAUUGAUGAUCCUAAAUUUUUGAAGAAGCUAUCGGGUGAAAUGGCCCCACUGUGUCCCACUGGUGAAAAAUUUGAUGUUAACUUACUGGAUUGGGCGUACUCUCCUAUAAUUCAAUCGGGUAAAAAAUUUGACCUUAAGGUUUCAGCGCGCUCUAGCAAUGACCAAUUAUCUGGCAAAGGAUGUAUUUUGGCUUCGUGUGGUAUCCGCUACAAGAGCUAUUGUUCCAAUGUGACCAGAACAUUUUUAAUUGAUCCAUCUGAAGAAAUGGUGUCCAACUACGAGUUUUUGCUCGCUGUACAAAAUGAGAUAAUAACCAAUUUUCUUAAGGUUGGUCAAACACCACAAGCAGUCUAUCAGGCCACUGUGGACUAUGUCAAAUCACAAAAGCCUGCCAUGGUUGCUUCCUUCACCAAAAACGUAGGUUCUUUGAUGGGUCUGGAAUUCAGAGACUCUCAGUUUGUUCUUAAUGCCAAAAACGAUCAGAGAAAAGUUGCUGUAGGUGACUGCUUCAAUAUUUCAUUGGGUUUCAACAAUUUGAAGGACUCUGCUACUGGCACUGAUUACGCCGUUCAAAUUGCUGAUACAGUCUUACUAGGCGACGAUUCUAAGCCCGUGGUUUUAACUGGCUACACGAAGCUCAAAUCUCAGAUUUCGUUCUAUUUCAACAACGAGGAAGAAGAGACGACGUCGAAGGUCAAGAAAGAAAACCAGGGCUCUCCGCCUAUCUCUGUCAAGUCAGAUGGAAACUCGAAAAUUUUAAGGUCUAAGUUGCGUGGUGAAGCUCGAGUUCAGGAGGACGGUCAAAAAGAGCAGAUCCGCAAGGAGAACCAAAAGAAAUUACAUGAGAAAUUGCAAAAAAACGGCCUCCUGAGGUAUAGUGCUGCUGACGCUCAAGGUUCGGACGACCAACCUCAACUUCAGUUCAAAAAGUAUGAAUCGUACGUUAGAGAAACACAAAUUCCUACUAAUGUUCGCGACUUGCGGGUGCAUGUGGAUUGGAAAAAUCAAACCAUCAUUUUGCCAAUCUAUGGUCGACCCGUCCCUUUUCACAUUAAUAGUUAUAAAAAUGGUUCCAAAAACGAAGAGGGCGAGUAUACCUAUCUCAGACUAAAUUUCCACUCUCCUGGUAUUGGAGGAAUUUCGAAGAAAAACGAAGAGCUUCCAUACGAAGAUUCACCAGACCACCAAUUUGUUCGUUCUAUCAGCCUGAGAUCUAAGGAUGGUGAUCGUAUGAGUGAUGUAUUCAAGCAGAUUGCGGAUCUGAAGAAGGAAGCCUUGAAGAGAGAUCAAGAGCGGAAGCUGCUGGCUGAUGUUGUAGAGCAGGCUAAGUUGCUGGAAAACAAGUCUGGAAGGACCAAGAGACUGGAUCAAAUAUUCGUCAGACCAAGUCCCGAUGCUAAGAGAGUACCAGGCACCGUAUUCAUCCAUGAGAAUGGUAUCAGGUACCAGUCACCAUUGCGUACUGAUAGCCGUAUUGAUAUCUUAUUCUCGAACAUCAAAAAUCUCAUUUUUCAACCCUGCAAAGGUGAAUUAAUUGUGAUCAUUCAUGUUCACUUAAAAACGCCUAUUUUGAUGGGCAAGAAGAAACUGCAAGACGUUCAGUUUUACCGGGAAGCUUCUGAUAUGGCUGUUGACGAAACGGGGAAUGGUCGGCGUUCUAACAUGAAAUUCAGAAGGUAUGGUGAUGAAGACGAAUUGGAACAAGAACAAGAAGAAAGAAGAAAGAGAGCCGCUCUAGACAAGGAGUUUAGGUAUUUCGCCGAAGCUAUUGCCGACGCCUCAGACGGCUUGGUGGACUUGGAUACUACCUUCAGAGAGUUGGGAUUCCAGGGUGUCCCAAGUAGAUCCGCCGUUUUCUGUAUGCCCACAAGAGAUUGUUUAGUUCAGUUGGUUGAACCGCCAUUUUUGGUGAUCAAUUUGAGUGAGGUUGAAAUCUGUGUUUUCGAGAGAGUCCAAUUCGGCCUAAAGAACAUUGAUAUGGUAUUUGUCUAUAAAGACUUCAGCAAACCAGUCACACACAUCAAUACUGUUGCUAUUGAAGAAAUUGAACUUCUUAAAUCUUGGUUGACGGAUGUCGAUAUUCCCUUUGCGGUUUCCACCAUCAACUUAAAAUGGUCCACAAUUAUGAAGUCCAUGCAAGAUGAUCCUCAUCAAUUUUUCCUUGAAGGAGGUUGGUCUUUCUUGGUAGCUGGUUCUGAUGAUGAAGGAUCAGAUGAAAGCGAGGAAGAAAUCAGCGAAUAUGAAGCUUCGGAUGAUGAUCCAUCUGAUGAAAGUGCAGUUUCUGAGGAGGAGGACUAUUCUGAAGAUAUGAGUGAUGGUGGAAGUGAUGAUGCAAGUGCAGACGAAAGCGAGGAAGAAGGUGAAGAUUGGGAUGAACUCGAAAAGAAGGCUGCGAGGGCUGAUCGCGAAAACAGACAGAAUGAAUGA
Lachancea dasiensis is the source of this 3096-nucleotide messenger RNA. NCBI's taxonomy places the organism in Eukaryota, Fungi, Ascomycota, Saccharomycetes, Saccharomycetales, Saccharomycetaceae. The record is from the annotation of a GenBank genome assembly.